This is a messenger RNA of Papaver somniferum (opium poppy), 3822 nucleotides long. Its product is annotated as protein ARABIDILLO 1-like. NCBI's taxonomy places the organism in Eukaryota, Viridiplantae, Streptophyta, Magnoliopsida, Ranunculales, Papaveraceae. Bases 587 to 3355 code for a protein of 922 amino acids. The record is from RefSeq and is a predicted model, not a curated record. Gene Ontology annotation, molecular function: protein binding. The transcript has 12 exons.
CUUUCUUGCAUCUCUUCUCAAUCUACUAUACAUAUCCCUCACAUCCCCCUUCUCUCCACCAAAUUCCUGUGUGUUUACAGCUCUCCCUAUUUCAAGCACCAAAGGGGCAAGAGAAAAGAGAGAUAUGAACAAUAAGAUCAAUACAAUGGUCUUAGGGUUUUUAUUCCGCCUCUCAAAUCAAACUCACACCUGAAUUCUCUUUCUCUCUUUUCUCUUUUUAUUACUACUGUUUUGUAUACCUAGGCUAGGGUUUUAUAUAUAGUCAUCUAGAUGAUGAAGGUUGUGAGAUUUCAGGUAUGAGAACAACAAAAUCAGGCUAUUGUAGCUUAUUAUCAUCUCAUUGAUUAUCUGCCAGCCUCCGCAAAAGGUCUCAUCUUUUAAGCAAGAUUAGAUAGCUUGAGUUGAAUUAUAAUAAUCUAUGUGUUUCAGAUUCUGUAAUCUUUAGAUUAUGUUCUGAAAUUUCUUUAUUUGUUGAGUCAAUAUUCAAUUUUUCGGUCAGUGUUAGGGCUAUUGAGGUUGAGGGUUUGUAAGUUUUCUGAAUUUUGCUGUUUUUUUAUUACAAAAAAGAAAAAAGUAAGAAAAAAAGAUGAAUCGAAGGGUUAGGAGAAAAGUCCUUCAAUUGAAGGAUAAAGAGAAGUUAACUUGUGAUAAUUAUGUUGAAAUUUGUGAUGGGAGUUCCAGUUCUGAGAGGAAAGGUGAUGUUGAUUGGAUUUCUUUGCCUGAUGAUACUGUUAUUCAGUUGUUCUCUUAUUUGAAUUAUAGAGACCGAGCUAGUCUAUCAUCAACUUGUAAAACAUGGAGAGUACUAGGUUCUUCUCCCUGUCUUUGGAGUUCUCUUGAUCUCCGAGCACAUAAGUGUGAUUCUGCCAUUGCAGUUACCCUUGCGUCUCGAUGUUCUAAUCUCCAGAAACUUAGAUUUCGUGGUACUGAAUCUGCAAAUGCAAUAAUGAAUUUACAAGCUAGAGGUUUAAGGGAAAUCAGUGGUGAUUUUUGUCGCGAAAUUACUGAUGCAACUCUAUCUGUAAUGGCUGCUCGACACGAGGCUCUUGAAAGCCUCCAACUUGGGCCGGAAUUUUGUGAGAGGAUUAGUAGUGAUGCUAUUAAACUGGUUGCUCUUUGUUGCCCUAAGUUGAAGAGGUUGAGGUUGUCGGGAAUUCGGGAUGUGGAUGGAGAAGCUAUCAAUGCUUUGGCAAAACACUGUGGGCAGCUAGAAGAGAUUGGAUUUAUGGACUGUAUGAGUAUCGAUGAGGUGGCACUUGGAAAUGUGAUGUCUGUUCGAUUCCUUUCUGUUGCAGGGACUAGAAACACGAAAUGGAGUUCUGCUUUGCAUCUUUGGAAUUUACUCCCCAACCUGAUUUGUUUAGAUGUUUCGAGAACUGAUGUUACUUCCGCUGUUGUCGUUAGACUGAUGUCGACAACACCAAGUUUGAAGGUGGUUUGUGCCCUAAACUGUCCGAAUCUUGAGGAAGAAAGCAACCAUACAGCUUACAAUGUUAAGGGGAAGUUGUUGUUGGCCCUUUUUAGUGAUAUUUUCAAGGGAGUUGCUUCUUUAUUCGCCGAUACUACUGUCAAAGAUAGGGAUGUAUUUUCAGAGUGGAGUAGUUCAAAGAGUGGGAAUAAGAACUUGAAUGAUACCAUGACAUGGCUUGAAUGGAUUCUAUCACACACACUUUUACGAAUUGCCGAAACCAAUCCACAGGGGUUGGAUACUUUCUGGCUAAAACAAGGUGCUGCAUUGUUGCUCAGUUUGAUGCGGAGUUCGCAAGUUGAUGUCCAAGAACGAGCGGCUACAGGACUUGCAACAUUUGUUGUCAUUGAUGACGAAAAUGCCACUGUUGACUGCGGAAGGGCAGAAGCAGUCAUGCAGGAUGGUGGAAUACGCCUUCUGUUGGACCUAGCAAAAUCUUGCCGUGAAGGUCUUCAGUCUGAAGCAGCCAAAGCUAUUGCAAACUUGUCGGUCAAUGCAAAAGUUGCGAAGGCUGUAGCUGAAGAAGGAGGAAUAAAUAUCCUUGCUGAUUUGGCAAGGUCCAUGAAUAGAUUGGUCGCAGAAGAAGCUGCUGGUGGACUUUGGAACCUCUCCGUGGGAGAAGAGCACAAGGGCGCCAUUGCUGAGGCAGGUGGAAUAAAAGCUUUAGUGGAUCUUAUUUUCAAAUGGCCCUUCGGUGGUGAUGGAGUCCUUGAACGGGCUGCAGGUGCACUUGCAAAUUUGGCGGCUGAUGAUAAAUGUAGCAUGGAGGUUGCGGUGGCAGGUGGCGUACAUGCUUUAGUGAUGCUUGCCCGGACGUGCAAGUUUGAUGGAGUCCAAGAGCAGGCUGCUCGUGCGUUGGCUAAUCUGGCUGCCCAUGGAGAUAGCAACAGUAACAACGCUGCUGUUGGGCAAGAGGCAGGUGCGCUUGAAGCAUUAGUGCAGCUUACAUGUUCUAAUCAUGAAGGUGUCAGGCAGGAAGCUGCUGGUGCUUUGUGGAACUUAUCAUUUGACGACAGGAAUCGUGAAGCUAUUGCUGCAGCAGGAGGUGUCGAGGCAUUGGUCGCACUUGCACAAAAUUGUUCGAAUGCCUCCCAAGGUCUACAAGAAAGGGCAGCCGGCGCUUUGUGGGGAUUGUCUGUAUCGGAAACAAAUAGCAUUGCCAUUGGACGAGAAGGAGGCGUUGCACCUCUUAUUGCAUUGGCACGUUCAGAAGCUGAAGAUGUCCAUGAGACAGCUGCAGGGGCACUUUGGAAUCUUGCGUUUAAUCCAGGUAAUGCCCUUCGUAUAGUGGAGGAAGGAGGAGUUCCGGCUCUUGUGCAUCUUUGUUCUUCGUCAGUUUCAAAAAUGGCACGAUUCAUGGCUGCACUGGCAUUAGCGUACAUGUUCGAUGGGAGAAUGGAUGAAGUUGCUGCGUCAAUAGGGUCUAUGUCGGAAGGCAUUUCAAAGAGCGUAAGCUUAGAUGCUCCUAGAAGGAUGGCCUUGAAGAAUAUACAUGAAUUCGUGGGUACCUUUUCUGAUCAGCAAUCCUUUAAUGCGGCUGCUAACUCAUCAGCUCCCCCGGCCUUGGCACAAGUGGCAGAAGCAGCACGCAUACAGGAGGCUGGACAUCUCAGAUGCAGUGGAGCUGAGAUUGGAAGAUUUGUGGUGAUGCUUCGGAACCCCUCUUCCAUAUUAAAGGCGUGUGCUGCUUUCGCUCUUCUCCAGUUUACCAUCCCAGGAGGCCGCCAUGCAACACACCAUGCUAGUCUCUUGCAGAAAUCUGGAGCUGCACGGGUCAUGCGUGCUGCUGCUGCAGCUGCAACUGCACCCCUUGAAGCCAAAAUAUUUGCAAAGAUAGUACUUCGUAAUCUUGAGCACCAUAAUGUAGAAGCUUCAUCUUUAAUCUAGACAUAGACCUCAUGUGGAUGAAGAAAGUGUUGGGGGAUGACCUUACAGAUCCACCGGAAUAUUGGAUGAUCACUGUAUUCAUGAAAUCAGAAUGCCUCAAAGGGGACAUACUCGAUGGGGUUUCACUGUAGCAGCAGCAGGUCUUCUUGGCACAACUGUUGGUUGAAAGUCUCAAAGUAGUGGGUGAUUGUAGCUUUCUUCAUCUGCUUUCUUAGGUAUGGUUCUAUUUUUAUUCAUUUUAUUGGUGUGGCGUGCUUUUUCUAUCAAUUUAUUUUCCUUCUGAACUUGUAAAAGGGUACUGGAAGGGUGUCAGAGAGACACCGGUAUCUAACAUUUUUGAGUGUUUGUUCUUUUCUUUCUGUAAACAUUUGAUGGCAUUGUGUUCCAUAAUACCCUAUAUAUUUUGGCUAUCUGAGACUUAAUUAGUUGUCAGAUUAAAAAAAGAAACCGACUUCCUUGCUUAACAA